UUGUUAAUGUGCUAGACUGCUGCAGCAAUGGCGCAGCUAUGGUGAAUCGCGAGGCAUUGGCGCAGCUCUUCCCGGCGAUUUUCCAGCUCCUGGAUGAAUCUCCUCGCUGGUAAAGCAGUGGCCCCGGGAGGGUUUUGUGGAGAUCCAGCCGCGCCGGGGCCCCGGAGCUCGCAGAGUAUCAGCAUUGGGAAGCGCGGGGCAGUAGAGCAAGGGGGAAGGAUUUGCGCUGCGCGAGGGGGAGAAGCUCCAUCGACACUGGAUUCACUCUUAGGGUUUGAGAUGGCGAGCAGCGAGCUCGUCGCGUCGCGGGAGCCGGAGCAUGUGAUUAUGUCGCGAGGAGGCUCCGUGCUUGGGCGGAAGACGAUUCUCAAGAGCGAUCACUUUCCAGGCUGCCAGAACAAGCGUUUACAGCCGCACGUCCAAGGCGCUCCAAAUUAUCGCCAGGUUAGCUCGCUCCCCGUGUUUGGCGUAGCUAUUCCAACGAUCGAUGGUAUACGCAAGGUGCUCGAUUUGAUCGGCGCAAAUCGGAAUGGAGGUCACAAGCGCGUGCUCUGGCACAAUCUCCGUGAAGAGCCAGUUAUUUACAUAAAUGGUCGGCCAUUUGUGUUGAGAGAGAUCGAGAGGCCAUUCACGAACCUCGAGUAUACUGGAAUUAACAGAGUUCGUGUUGAGGAAAUGGAAGCCAGGCUGAAAGAGGAUGUUCUUCGAGAGGCUGGUCGGUUUGGCUGCAAAAUCCUGGUUUGUGAUGAAAUGCCUGACGGCCAAAUGAUCGACCAGUGGGAACCAAUAACUGACGCAUCGGUGCUAACACCUCUAGAGGUGUACGACAGCUUGUGCAAUGAGUCGUACUUCGUGGAUUAUGAACGGUUGCCAAUCACUGAUGAGAAAUCUCCCAAAGAACGGGACUUCGAUCUACUGGUGCAGCGUGUUGCAGAAGCGGACAUUAACACCGCCUUGGUGUUUAAUUGUCAAAUGGGUCGAGGGCGUACAACUACUGGAAUGGUCAUUGCAACUCUUGUAUAUUUGAAGCGAAGCGGAUCUGCAGGAAUUCGUAGAUCGAGGUCCUUCGGGGAAGUACUUGGCUCUGCAGAGGAGUCAAUUGACGAAUUUCCUGAUUCCGAGGAAGGGUUUAGACAAGGUGAAUACACUGUUGUAAGGAGCCUUUGUCGGGUUUUGGAGGGUGGCGUCGAAGGCAAACGACAAGUUGAUACUGUUAUAGAUAGGUGUUCGGCUAUGCAGGUAGAUGUAUUUUUUCCUUUCGAGGUUGCUGUUAUUCACAAUAGACCAUGGCAGAACUUGCGUGAAGCCAUCAACACAUAUCGUAACAGCAUUUUGCGUCAAGCAGAUGAAAAGAAGAGGGAGUCUUCUCUCUCGUACUUUGUCGAGUAUCUGGAGCGGUACUACUUUCUGAUCUGUUUUGCUGUAUAUAUACAUACAGAUCAGUCUGCCUUAACGCAGCCUGGUGGCUUUCAGCAGUGGAUGAAGGCUAGGCCGGAAUUGUACAGUAUCUUGAGAAGGCUCUUGCGGCGGGAUCCCAUGGGAGCACUUGGCUACAGAAGCAAACCCCCUGUGGCAGCUGAAAAUGGCCGACCAUCCAGGAUGGAAGCUGUGGCGGCAUGCAGAACUGGAGACGUUCUUGGGAAACAAACAGUUUUGAAGGGUGACCACUAUCCGGGCUGUCAUAAUCCUCAUCUGCCCGAAAGUGUGGAGGGAGCUCCAAACUUCAGGGAAAUUCCUGGUUUUCCUGUCUACGGAGUUGCCAAUCCCACUGUUAGCGGCAUCAAAGCGGUCUUGGAAAGAGUUGGUGGUGGAAAAGGGGGACGUCCCGUCUUGUGGCAUAACAUGAGAGAGGAGCCAGUCGUAUAUAUCAAUGGACAGCCAUUCGUUCUGCGAGAAGUCGAGAGGCCUUACAAAAACAUGCUAGAGUAUACAGGAAUUGAUCGCGACCGAGUAGAACAGAUGGAGGCUCGACUCAAGGAAGACGUGCUCAAGGAAGCAGAACGUUAUGAUGGUGCAAUUAUGGUGAACCACGAAUCGAAAGACGGUUUCAUAUUCGACAGCUGGGAAACUGUUACUCCAGAAGGAGUUCAGACUCCAUUCGAAGUUUACUCUCGGCUGGUCUCCGAAGGCUACUCUAUCGAGUAUUCUCGUAUGCCAAUUACUGAUGGAAAAGCUCCAAAGAGCUCAGACUUCGACACACUGACUUCUAAGAUUGUUUCUGCUCCCAAAAAGACCGUCUUCGUCUUUAACUGUCAGAUGGGACGUGGACGCACAACAACAGGCACUGUUAUCGCUUGUCUAGUAAAACUCCGCUGCGAUUAUGGCAAGCCUUUUCGUUUACCGUCCGCUCUUCCUGGAUCUUCUGUGGACGGUGGAUCAGAUAGCAGCGGAGAAGAAAACGGUGAAGCCGGUGACGAGCACCUGACUUUCAAGCCAGCAAAGUUGGAAAGGUGCAAAUCGACAAGCGUACUCGUAAUGGACGACAUAUCUAUUGUGAGAAGACUCACACGCUUACUAGAGGACGGGGUCGCAUGCAGGGAGGCACUUGAUGAUGUUAUAGACCGGUGUGCAGCACUACAGAAUCUCCGUCAGGCUAUUUUACAGUACCGUAAGAGCUUCAAUCAACAAAAUCUGGAGUCUCCUGGCCGAAGAGCAGCUCUAAAUCGUGGAGUUGAGUAUCUGGAGCGGUACUGCAUGAUGAUCGCGUUUGCUUCUUACCUCGGUAGUGAAGCGUUCAGUGAAACUCAGCGUUUGCCGUUCAAGGUAUGGCUAAACAAGCGACCAGAAAUCAAACAGAUGAAGUGGAGUAUGCGGUUGAGGCCGGCUCGUUUUUUCGCUGUUCCUGAGGUGGAAUUUCGGGCAUUGGCUGAGAAUUGCGAGGGCGAUGAGAUUUUAGAAGCGAUAGUCAAGUCCCGGAAUGGUUCGGUUCUGGGGAAACGGGCUAUUCUCAAAAUGUACCAUUUCCCAGGUCAGAGCGCGGCAAGCUGCUUUGACAUCCCUGGAGUACCUCAUAUGCGUAAGAUAGAUGGCUUUCCAGUAUAUAGCAUGGCCACACCCACUGCUCAAGGCGCCAAAGCAGCGUUUGCUUGUCUCAAGACAGCCGUUGAUCAAGGAAAGCACGCUGUUGUGACCGACUUGAGAGAGGAGGCUGUGGUUUAUAUUCGCGGUAAUCCAUUUGUUUUACGGGAGCUUGACCAACCUGUAAGCACUUUAAAGCACGUUGGAAUAAAAGGUUCUGCGGUUGAGCAAAUGGAGUACAGGUUGAAGGAAGAUAUCCUCGCCGAGAUGAAACGCUCUGGUGGCCGCGUGGUCUUACACCGAGAAGAGUGUAAUCCACUGACAAACAAGUCUGACGUUAUCGGGUACUGGGAAGUUCUGACGUCUGACGAUGUUAAAAUUCCUGCCGAAGUUUAUACUGGUCUUGCGGCCGAAGGCUACAAAAUCGACUACAAAAGAAUCCCACUGACGAGGGAGAGGGCCGCUCUGGCAAUGGAUGUGGAUGCCAUCCAGGACAGACUAAACGGAUCUGGCAGCGAAUAUGUAUAUAUUUCUCACACGGGAUACGGAGGUGUCGCGUAUGCGAUGGCAAUCACUUGCAUGGGGCUGCAAGCCGAAGCCGAAGCUAGCUUGGCAGCUUCUUCCUCGGGGGUUCCAUCUUGUGUGUAUGGACCCAUACAAAGGCCUGCCGAUGAUAUAAACGCUUUCAAGCAAGGGGACUACAGAGACAUACUCAGCUUGGUGAGAGUCCUGCCAAGCGGACCUUUUUGCAAAGCCGAAGUGGAUACCAUCAUCGACAGAUGCUCUGAAGCUGGAAAUCUGAGAGAUGACAUCCUCUAUUACAAGCAGCAGCUCGAAUGCUGCCAGCAAGAGGACGAGGAGCACCGAGCUUACAUUCAAGACAUGGGUGUCAAAGCUUUGAGGAGAUACGCGUUUCUCAUAGCAUUCCGCUCGUUUCUGACGAGUAGAACUCCCAAUUCCUCGUUUGCUGCGUGGAUGCACUCCCGCCCGGAGCUUGGCCACCUCUGCUACAACCUCAAGCUCGAGUGAGUCUCCUUUUCCUUUUUUUUCCACCUGUAAUAUGUGUAUAGUGGUAACUUUUCCUUGGAAGGAAGAGAUGCUUUCUUUUCA
This is a messenger RNA of Selaginella moellendorffii, 4128 nucleotides long. RefSeq names its product paladin. The coding region runs from base 94 to 4047 and encodes 1317 amino acids. Lineage: Eukaryota; Viridiplantae; Streptophyta; Lycopodiopsida; Selaginellales; Selaginellaceae. The transcript has 18 exons. The record is from RefSeq and is a predicted model, not a curated record.